Molecule: messenger RNA, 712 nt
Organism: Symbiodinium pilosum
Lineage: Eukaryota; Dinophyceae; Suessiales; Symbiodiniaceae
Source: the annotation of a GenBank genome assembly
GUUCCUCUAGCCAAAGCUGCGCAACCUGGUCCGGUAGUAGCGCCAAAUGCACUGGAACCACCUCAGCAGACGUCGGACGAGCGGCCCUCCGCUUCCGACGAGGACAGCGUACCGCUGCUGAAACAGGCCUGCGACAUGACAGCAUCACCCACGCCCACGCAGACGACGCCAGAGCAGCAGCUGGCGGCGGUUUGGGCACUGAGCUCCCCAAUGGCCUCGACGGCACCCAACCUACCACGACAAGGACCGCAGAACAAGCAGCGGACGCCAGUGGCGCAGCAGAGCAAGUUCCGCAAGGGCGCCAAGAGGACACGCGAGCAGGAGGAAGAGGAGGAGCUAUGGAUGGAUUCGGAGCUCGACGAAGCGACAAUCCGCCGGACACUGCGCACGCUGAUCAGAGCGGCAUCCAGGCACGAGCAACAGCUGACAUCCUUGGAAGCAGACAGGAGCUAUGUUCUCUUCCUGGAAGCCGGCAACCAUGGCAUGAUCAACAUGCUGAUUCAAGCCAGCCAGGCAUGGCGCCAACAGUACGAGGCAGGCACGGUGACGACAGCCAGACUUACCAAAAUCGAGCAGGACACCCAAGCCCUCCAAACAGCGGAAACGGCCAACUGGAUUUCGCAGACUCCGCUCCAGUGGUUGUACACAGAGUGGAACGCGGAGCAGAAGAAGGCCCUGCCAUCAAGCAAGCGGGCGAUCGAAAGCGGCGGGC